AUGAAUUCACCCAUAAAAAAGGGGAAAAAGAAGAAGGUGGCAUCUGCCCCUUCUGUAAUCAAGAAGGCCAUAGAAACCAAAAAGACUGUCAACCCCCUGAUAGAAAAAAGACCAAGAAACUUUGGCAUUGGCCAAGAUAUUCAGCCUAAGAGGGAUCUCAGCCGUUUUGUCAGAUGGCCUAAGUAUAUACGACUCCAGCGACAGAAGGCUGUGUUACUGAGGAGAUUGAAGGUUCCACCACCAAUCAACCAGUUUAGACAAGCACUUGAUAGACAGACAGCCACCCAAGUAUUCAGGCUGUUAGAAAAAUACAAGCCUGAAACAAAACAGCAGAAAAGACAGCGUCUGAAAGCUCGUGCUGAAGAACGUGCUGAUGGGAAAGACGACAAACCAACAAAAAGACCACCAGUUGUAAGAUCUGGUAUCAACACCGUGACCAAUCUGGUAGAACAGAAGAAAGCACAGCUUGUUAUCAUCGCUCAUGAUGUUGAACCACUUGAAAUUGUGAUCUUUUUACCAGCUCUCUGCAGAAAGAUGGGUGUUCCAUACUGUAUUGUUAAAGGCAAACAAAGACUUGGACGUGUUGUACACAGAAAAACAUGCACAUCUUUAGCUAUUACAAGUGUUAACCCAGAGGACAAAUCACAAUUGAAUAAGUGUGUAGAAGCUGUAAAGACAAAUUUCAAUGACAGAGCUGAAGAGAUACGAAAACACUGGGGUGGUGGUGUCAUGGGUAACAAGUCACAGGCUCGUAUCACCAAGCAGGAGAAGAUUAGAGCUAAAGAACUGGCACAGAAAAUGGGUUGAGAGAUCCAUAGACAUUAUUAAUAAAUUAUGGCUGAAGAGAA
Molecule: messenger RNA, 848 nt
Organism: Mytilus californianus (California mussel)
Lineage: Eukaryota; Metazoa; Mollusca; Bivalvia; Mytilida; Mytilidae
Product: 60S ribosomal protein L7a-like
Exons: 7
Coding region: 1-807 (268 amino acids)
Biological process (GO): ribosome biogenesis
Cellular component (GO): ribonucleoprotein complex
Source: RefSeq, a predicted model, not a curated record